Molecule: messenger RNA, 571 nt
Organism: Cyphomyrmex costatus
Lineage: Eukaryota; Metazoa; Arthropoda; Insecta; Hymenoptera; Formicidae
Product: ejaculatory bulb-specific protein 3
Exons: 2
Coding region: 1-387 (128 amino acids)
Source: RefSeq, a predicted model, not a curated record
AUGAGAUUCACAUUUGUACUAUUGUGUAGUCUCGUGUUUUCUGGACUCGUUUUGGGAAUAGAAUAUUAUUCGGAUACGUAUGAUAACAUAGAUGUAGAUGCGAUUAUUAAUAGCGAUCGUCUUUUAAAUCAAUAUGUGAAUUGCAUUCUUGAUAAAGGUACUUGCACCGCCGAUGGACGCAGUUUUAGAAAUAUUCUCCCGGAUAUAAUAGUCACAUCUUGUGAAAAAUGCAGCGAAAAACAGAAGUACACAGCAAGAAAAAUAAUCAAUUAUUUGAAAGAAAACAAACCAAAUAUUUGGACAGAGUUUCUCGAAAUGUAUGAUCCUGACAAAGAGCGUACAGCAUCUCUCGAGCAAUUUUUGAUAGAAGAUCAAACGAAGGCGUAAUUCUUCCCCCCCUCCCUCUCUCUAUAUUAGGUUUCCUAAUAACAAUCAAAUAAUUGAUCCUAAAUAAAGGAAUACAUUUUAUAGUAAUCAUAAAUUCUGAUCACGAAUAAUAUAUAUCUAAAUGUUUGAUUAUUUAUAUUUUAAUUAUACCGUUAACAAACCUAUACAAUAGCAAUUAAUGUCA